AUGUGUACUGAUAGAGUAAAGAAGAUGGAGGACAUUCAGGUUUGUUAUCGUGAAAAUCCAUAUGAGCCAAACCUUGUUUGUAACGCCCGCGUGUUUGGAGCUCCAAAUCUAUAUAAGCUUUACAAAUCAAGAGAAGAUCUAGAAGAAAAAUGUGAAGAAGAGGAAGAGGAUGAUACGAAUAAGAAUAUCAGCUUUGGUGAGUCAGAGAGUAACUUGGUAGCUAAAAUUCUUAUUAAAAAUAAAGUAGAAAACGAAACACAAAUUGUGGACUUUAUAAACUAUGUCUAUCGUCCAAAGUCAGAGCACUUUACAAACUCUCUUUUCAAGCUAACACAUGCUUCUGAUAAAACUGUUUUGGAGGUACUUCGGAAAUACACAGAGCGCUUCAAUAAGACUACGGUUUUGGGGUUCAACCAAUGGUUGAAGAAACAAGACAUCGACUUCUUAAAUCAGGAGCCUGAGCGAAAAGUAUUGAAAAUUCAAGGAUCUAAACCAGAAAAUUAA
This is a messenger RNA of Rhizopus microsporus ATCC 52813, 504 nucleotides long. RefSeq lists its product as uncharacterized. The coding region runs from base 1 to 504 and encodes 167 amino acids. NCBI's taxonomy places the organism in Eukaryota, Fungi, Mucoromycota, Mucoromycetes, Mucorales, Rhizopodaceae. The transcript has a single exon. The record is from RefSeq and is a predicted model, not a curated record.